Messenger RNA from Microsporum canis CBS 113480, 1647 nucleotides. Its product is annotated as Mis12-Mtw1 family protein. The coding region runs from base 1 to 1647 and encodes 548 amino acids. Lineage: Eukaryota; Fungi; Ascomycota; Eurotiomycetes; Onygenales; Arthrodermataceae. The record is from RefSeq and is a predicted model, not a curated record. Gene Ontology annotation, cellular component: MIS12/MIND type complex. The transcript has 4 exons. Gene Ontology annotation, biological process: mitotic sister chromatid segregation; cell division.
AUGACUGCCGUCUUGGUGGCUACUAGCACGACUACGGGACUUGAACAUCACAUUGGAAAUAUUAGCUGCGGGCCCGGCGGCGCAUCCAUUCGGAAUAACAGUCUAGCAGGAGACGAGGAAAGAUUGUUGCUAAGGAUACGACCAAACACAGGGCAAGCUCGUCAGGACUUGUUGACUGGAUCGCCAGGGUUUGCUAUGUCGCAGACGCGCGGGAGAGGGAAGGCAUCCGUGACCGCUAAACUUCCCUCCUCUGCGGUUAAAGAACAUGCAACUGGGAGAAAUGGAAUAAACGGGUCUACGGUGAAAAGGAAAGCGAUUGAUUAUGAUGAGGAUGUCGGGGGGUUUCAAUUUACUCGCGCGGGUAACAUCAAAAAGCCGAAGCAGUCGAAUGGAACUGUACCAAAUGGGAUUUUAGAAGGAAGCUCGACACCAGAACUGAACAAUGCUAGUUCAGCCGUGCGGCAGAAGAAGAAGUCGACGCGAAAGCAGGCUCCGAACGGCGUGGUUGAACCCUCUUCAGAAUCUGUUGAUAGCAAAUCUAUGAAAUCCAAAUCUAAACGGCCGGCUCAGGAGAUACCCCAAAAACAAUCAAAGUCGCAGAAAAAGAUACAGACACCAGAACCAGGACCCUUAUAUGUACCUAAAAAACGAAAACUCGAAAAUACGAAAGAUCCGGAGUUACGGGAACCUAAACAGAAGCAACAAGAUAAUGACGAAGCAAUCCAGAGCACACCCGAAGAUCUACGAAACGUCGGCACGAAAAUUGCAUUACCAUUUGCAGACACGCCUGUCAUUCAGAGAAAUAAAGAUAUGAGAAAGGAGAAGAGUCGUAAAGGUCAAAGAAGAAGUAGUUUGAGUCUUCGGGGCCGCAGAGCAAGCUCCUUGAUAGAUAGCGGAGUGUCAAAUGCUCGUGUUAUUCAAGAGGAGCUUCUCAAAGACUUUGCAGACAGAUCAGACCUGACAGACUGGUUUAGCCGGCCAGAAGAAACGACCCCUGCAGUUGUUGUUAAGAAGCCAAAUCCAAAGAACAUACAAAAUUCAGACAAAAUAAAAGAGUUAGAAGAACAUAUUCGACGCCUUCAAGCGGAACGCCAGUCUCUGGCUGCUCUUCUACGACCUCCAUCGAUACCCACUGUAAACCCGUCAUUAGAUACCCCUAAGCAACUUACAACUGCACCAGAAGACAAAGCAGAGUCUCGGCCCCAUAAAAUAUCAACAGUUAACCCAUCACUCCUCGAUCCAUCGCAGAAACCAUUUUUGAAUAUCUUAAAUCAUUCACCGCCAGAACCGAAAGAGCGCUCUCUGGAUGCUGCAGCCUCGAGCACCAGAAUUGACACCUCCAUAGCGUCAAUAUCGGAGCGCCUAACGCGCCUCACCACUUCUCUAACGCCAACUCUCGAUUCCUUUGCGGCUGGUAUACACAAUGUUGAGGUAUUCCGACAAUCCGCCGACAAUCUUAGCGGCCACAUAUUACGAAUAUGUGCGCAAAGGCUAGAAGAGAGAGAUUUAUUGCAAAGUAAAAAUACUACGGGGUCAUUGUCUGAAGGGAAAGAGGAGGGAAGUAGCGGAACGCAGGAGGUAGUAAACAGUGAAAGGGAAGAUUUAAGCGAUAUUCUAAGAGCCUUAAGUAGGCUUGAGAGGAGAUGA